Cadophora gregata is the source of this 2983-nucleotide messenger RNA. RefSeq names its product Ribosome-releasing factor 2, mitochondrial (gene MEF2). The record is from RefSeq and is a predicted model, not a curated record. NCBI's taxonomy places the organism in Eukaryota, Fungi, Ascomycota, Leotiomycetes, Helotiales, Ploettnerulaceae. Gene Ontology annotation, cellular component: mitochondrion. Gene Ontology annotation, molecular function: GTP binding; GTPase activity. The transcript has 4 exons. Gene Ontology annotation, biological process: mitochondrial translation; ribosome disassembly. Bases 55 to 2652 code for a protein of 865 amino acids.
GCUUCUCCGUCCAAUUGAUGCCAGUAAGUACUUAGCACUUCGAAAUAUGAGGUGAUGCGUCUUCUGAACUUACAAGGAGGGUGUCUAUCAUGGCAUCAACGACUUCGGCGGCUUACUUUAGUCAACAAAGCGUAUUUUCCUCGAGCAUAUGCACCACGCCAAUACUCAACUUCUCACCUCCCUAGUCAUGGACAUGAUCCAAAUGUCGAAGCAACCAGGAAUAUCGGAAUAAUAGCACAUAUCGAUGCCGGAAAGACAACGACAACAGAGCGAAUGCUCUACUACAGUGGCAUAACUCGAAGAAUAGGAGAUGUCGAUGAUGGGUCUACCGUCACGGAUUUCCUACCUGCCGAGCGAGAGCGAGGAAUUACAAUCCAGUCAGCAGCGGUAACAUUUCACUGGCCACCGCUACACGAAAGCCAGCUGGCCAAACCUGAUUCCCCAAGACAUCUCACACCUCACACAAUCAAUCUGAUAGACACUCCCGGGCAUGCAGACUUUACCUUCGAAGUCCUUCGCUCACUACGUAUUCUCGAUGGCGCAGUCUGCAUUCUCGAUGGUGUUGCUGGUGUCGAAGCCCAGACUGAAAAGGUCUGGACCCAAGCGAACUACUACAAUAUCCCCAGGAUCGUCUUCGUAAACAAACUAGACAGGGAUGGAGCAGCUUUCAACAGGGCUGUCAAGGAAAUUGGAUCGCGACUCCGUGGCUUUCCAGCCGUAUGCCAUAUUCCGUGGUGGGAAGGCGGCAAAGGCAGAUUUACGGGUGUUGGAGAUGCUAUCAAUCUCUGUGCUCUGAAGUGGCAAGAUGGUGGUGAUGGGAAAACCAUCCAAAGCUUCAGUCUCGAUGAGCUCAGCCAAGAAGACUCAAGUCUACGAGAAGAGCUGAUCAAAGCUCGAGCAGCUCUCGUUGAAGGACUUUGUGAAUUCGACGAAACACUUCUGGAGACAUGGCUAGAGUGUGACGACGAUACUUUGGCUGUACCACCCCAAGCUAUUCGAGAUAGCUUGAGAAGAUGCAUCAUCGAUGGCUCUGGACGUCUUAUCCCAGUCUUUGCAGGAGCAAGCUUCAGGAAUAUUGGUGUCCAGCCAUUACUCGACGCCGUCGAUGACCUCCUCCCCAGUCCAACCGAACGACCAAGCUCAGAGGUCAGCGUCGGGGAGAAGCGAGGCAGUCUUUCAGAUCUCCUAGAUGGCAAACUGUCCCUCGCUUCAAGCUGGAGCAAACAUCUUGCCAAGAAAUCCAGCUCCGCCACCUCCAUGAUUGCACAAUUCGAAGCGUGCGCCCUUGCAUUCAAAGUUGUCAAUGAUCCUCGCCGCGGGGUACUCGUCUACAUCCGAGUCUACUCAGGCUCACUAAAGCGAAACGCAGCACUCUGGAACACAAAUCUCCAUGUCACGGAGCGAGCCCAACGGUUGUUACAGAUGCAAGCUUCUGACGCUGUUGAAAUCUCUCACAUCCCUGCAGGACAAAUCGGCGUGAUAGCUGGCCUCAAGCACGCUCGUACAGGCGAUACUUUAAUCUCCUACCCUGGCGUAAAUCCCAAAAGUGGACCCCCAGCACCCCUUAACAUGCUGCAACUGCGUCCCAUCAACGUCCCACCACCUGUAUUCUUCGCAGCAAUCGAGCCACACAGUCUUAGCGAAGAGAAGAACGUAGCCGAGAUCCUCGCGAAUUUGCUCCGAGAAGAUCCCAGCCUUCACGUCAACAUUGACGAAGAAUCCGGCCAGAUGUUACUUAGCGGUAUGGGAGAACUCCACUUAGAGAUCGCGCGGGAUAGAUUGGUCAACGACUUCAAAGCAAAAGCAACAAUGGGCAAUAUCGAAAUCAGCUACCGUGAAUCCGUGAUCUCAGCUACAGCGCCCCAUAGGAUCAUCUUCGACCGCGACAUAGCAGGCAAGAAAGGCAAAGCUGGAUGCGAGGCAUCAGUCUACCAUCUUGACGAUCAAGUCCCAGCACCCGACUACACUGUCACUCGCGAUGGGAACUCCAUCUCAGUGAACAUCCCGACUUCUUGGUUCGGCGAAGAAGACGAAAGCUCUUCCUUACCGAAAGAGCUACCUCUGGCAACAGUGCGAGAAGCUCUCGUGAACGGAGCAGUCGCAGCUCUUGCUCGAGGCCCUCGGCGUUCGUUUCCCAUGCAUGACUGCCAUGUGACUCUGAUAUUCGAUCCAUCAACCGAUCUCUUCGGCUCGGACACGUCCCCAGCAGCGUUAUCCUCAGCUGCACGACUCUCGGUGCAAGCUUCACUCAAGGAAGCGCUGAAUGGAGAUAAUAUUGCACUCAUGGAGCCAGUGAUGAACGUCGUGAUAUCCUGUGAUGAAGGAUCUCUCGGUGCGAUCGUUCACGAUAUCUCCUCUGCGCGUGGAGGACAUGUCCUCUCGCUAGAGUCCAGUGGGAGCGAAGAGUCCGCAUCAGAAUUGCCGGCCAUUGAUCCAAAGAGGAUCUACGCACCUCCAGAUCCAUUUGCUUCGUCAAGUAAUUCUGAUGCGUCUGGGCCUGGUCAGGCUAGACAGAUCCAUGCGAGAGUGCCGUUGAAGGAGAUGGUAGGGUAUUUGAAGCAUCUAAGGAGCUUGACGGGUGGAAGAGGGACGUUCAUCAUGAGUGUCGAUAAAUUUGAAAGGUUGUCGGGGCCCAGAGAGAAAGCGAUGUAAUUCAUGACCCACCGUCUUCUUGACAGGGCAGUUUUACAAGGAAAGAUAUACAGGAACACUUCCCGGUGCAAUAGUAGCUCCUCGGUUUAGUCCAGAGAAAUUCUUGGAAACGAUGCGAUCAUUCAAUGACGUUGAGCUAAAUAUACAAUAGCAGAACAAUCUCAAGUCAUGUUACCAUAAGCCUAUCUCCUUGAGGGGAUCUUUGUAGCGUAAGAAUACAUGAAGCACACAGUUCCGCUGUCCAAGACGGUUUAACGCUGAACUUCCAACCAAACAGUAAUAUCGACGUUACAACUUCUCUGCCCUCAGAAAUCCUUACCCAGUCGUGGCC